AUGACUAUUCCAGCCAUUGAAGGGACCAACAAGGUCGUCUCCGAGAAGAUGUUCACCAUCUCGGGACUGCGCACCGCCGUCUUUGGUCUUGACGAACUGCCGCCACAAGUGACCGAAGUCGCCUGUCUGUGGCUGCUGAACCCGCGCAUGUUGACCUGGGAAUACAUGCGCCCCCUCGCCGCAGAAGCCAUCGGUAACUGGAACGAAAAGCUCGCUGCCGGCAUUGAAUUAGCAGAUGGCACACCCCGGCGAGGCCUCAUCGCGGCUGCCUUCGAUCAACGGAAUCACGGCACCCGAUUGGAAGAUGAACUUGCCAAUGAGUCCUGGAGAGGAGGAGAUACGCGCCAUGCACAAAACAUGUUUUCCAUCUACCAUGGUACCUCAAUUGACGCCUCUCAACUCCUCACUCAUCUGCCCUCUUACAUCUUCCCCCCCUCAGAAGAUGGCUCUCAGAUUCAGAUUACCAACAAUCUCGCCAUGGGUAUUUCUCUCGGAGGCCACGCCACCUGGCACAUGCUGCUGCACGACCCACGUGUGUCUGCCGGCUGCGUGAUUGUCGGCUGUUGCGACUACAUCCGCCUCAUGACCGACCGGGCAGAUCGAUCAGGCCUGAAGACAUGUGAAUCCGGCUUGCCUCCGGGAGGAAAGUUCCUUGGCUCCGUUGAUUUCCCUAACAGCCUGAUCGACGCAGUGGUCGAGCGGGAUCCCGCGGGCUUCUUGGUCGGGCGGAAAGCCGUGACUGGCACGGGCGCGGGCGCGGGUCAGGAGGAAUUCGACAAAGUCCAGCUCGUGGCUGACGAUCCUGCUGUUUCUUCUGAGCGCUUGCUCAAGCACCUCGGAGGCAAGGCAAUUCUUAACCUGGCUGGUGGCGCGGACAAAUUGGUCCCUUACUCCUGCGCUGAACCCUUCCUCACCUGGCUGAAGAGUCAGAAGCCUGUUGUUUCGCGGACCUUGAAUGUGCCGAAUGGGGAGGUACCACCUCCCUUUGUGGCCGACGGUGCAGUCUUUGGUGACAAGAACACUGUUUUCUUGGAAGACAACAUAGUUGAGGGCGUCCCUCACUUGACGGUCGCAAACAUGGUCCGGAUGGCUACUAGGUUCGUUGAGCAGGUCAUGAGUGGAACCGUUGGCCGUGCAAGUCCUCCGGCCUCGAGUAAGGGACCUACGAUAUAG
Messenger RNA from Xylona heveae TC161, 1173 nucleotides. RefSeq lists its product as hypothetical. Bases 1 to 1173 code for a protein of 390 amino acids. The record is from RefSeq and is a predicted model, not a curated record. Lineage: Eukaryota; Fungi; Ascomycota; Xylonomycetes; Xylonales; Xylonaceae. The transcript has 2 exons.